CUUCUAUUGUCUUAGCUACAAUCAAACAAUAUUCCUCCUUUCUUCUUUUUUCAUCUCCCUAAGAAAAUUUCUCUUCAUUUUUUUGUUGUUGUCAAAAUGCCAGAGCCAGUCCCAAAUUUCUCGAACUCAGUUAAGCUGAAAUAUGUGAAGCUUGGGUACCAAUACCUUGUGAAUAAUUUCCUGACAUUCUUGCUAGUCCCUAUAAUGGCUGGGCUCUCCAUGGAGGUAAUUAAAGUAGGCCCUGAAGAAAUACUAAGUAUUUGGAAUUCACUCAACUUUGAUCUAGUCCAAAUCUUAUGUUCUUCUUUCCUCAUCAUUUUCGUAGCCACAGUUUAUUUCAUGUCAAAACCAAGAUCCAUUUACUUAGUAGAUUACUCAUGUUACAAGGCUCCCGUUACCUGUAGAGUACCAUUUUCAACUUUCAUGGAACACUCACGUUUAAUCUUGAAAGACAAUCCCAAAAGUGUCGAAUUCCAAAUGCGAAUUCUUGAAAGGUCAGGCCUUGGUGAAGAAACAUGUUUGCCACCUUCAACUCAUUACAUCCCUCCACAACCAACAAUGGAAUCUGCUAGGCAAGAAGCUGAGGUUGUCAUAUUCACUGUUAUUGAUGACUUGAUGAAGAAAACAGGACUUAAGCCUAAAGAUAUCGAUAUUCUUAUCGUUAACUGCAGCUUGUUUUCUCCAACUCCAUCUUUAUCUGCCAUGGUGGUGAACAAGUACAAGUUGAGAAGUAACAUAAAAAGUUACAAUCUUUCUGGUAUGGGAUGUAGUGCUGGUUUAAUUUCAAUUGAUUUGGCUAGGGACCUUCUUCAAGUGGUUCCAAAUUCAUGUGCUUUAGUUGUAAGUACUGAAAUUAUUACUCCUAAUUAUUACCAAGGCGCAGAGAGAGCAAUGUUACUUCCAAAUUGUUUGUUCAGAAUGGGAGGUGCUGCUAUACUUUUGUCCAAUAAAAGAAAAGAUAGUUACAGAGCAAAGUACAGAUUAAUGCAUGUGGUGAGAACACAUAAAGGUGCUGAUGAUAAGGCAUUUAGAUGUGUGUUUCAACAAGAAGAUCCACAAGGGAAAGUUGGUAUUAAUCUUUCAAAAGACCUUAUGGUUAUAGCAGGGGAAGCUUUGAAGUCCAAUAUUACUACUAUUGGUCCUUUGGUUCUUCCAGCCUCGGAGCAGCUUCUUUUCUUAUUCACUCUCAUUGGAAGGAAAAUUUUCAACCCCAAAUGGAAAGCUUAUAUUCCAGAUUUCAAGCAAGCAUUUGAACACUUUUGUAUCCAUGCUGGUGGAAGAGCUGUUAUUGAUGAGCUUCAGAAGAACCUCCAGUUAUCUGCUGAGCAUGUUGAGGCUUCAAGAAUGACUCUCCACAAAUUUGGUAACACUUCGUCUUCUUCACUAUGGUAUGAGAUGAAUUACAUUGAGGCAAAAGGAAGGAUGAAAAAAGGUGACAGAGUUUGGCAAAUUGCAUUUGGAAGUGGAUUCAAGUGUAACAGUGCUGUUUGGAAGUGUAAUCGCACAAUCAAGAAACCAACGGAUGGACCAUGGGCAGAUUGCAUUGAUAGGUACCCAGUGUUCAUCCCAGAGAUUGUCAAGCUGUAACAAUUUAAGUACACACACCCUUUAAUUCCAAAGCUAUAUAUUAAAAAAAAAUAAAAAAGAAUAUUAGGGUGUUAUUCAGCAAGUUUUCUUUGUUAAAAAUUUCUAAGUGUGAUUGAGUUUUCUUCCUUAACAGCUGGAGUAGAUUUUUUCUUGGCUACAUGUAAAAUGGUAGUUGGUCAAAUGUCCGCAACAUACACACCAUUUGCAUUUAGUUUUAGGGUAUUUAUUACUGUGUCCGAAAAAGCUGUAUAAUUAUUUAUUUUUCUCAGCUACUACGAAUUUAUAUCAUGUA
Molecule: messenger RNA, 1879 nt
Organism: Lycium ferocissimum
Lineage: Eukaryota; Viridiplantae; Streptophyta; Magnoliopsida; Solanales; Solanaceae
Product: 3-ketoacyl-CoA synthase 6
Exons: 2
Coding region: 97-1587 (496 amino acids)
Biological process (GO): fatty acid biosynthetic process
Cellular component (GO): membrane
Molecular function (GO): acyltransferase activity, transferring groups other than amino-acyl groups
Source: RefSeq, a predicted model, not a curated record